UAGUAAUUAGCCCCGGCUCUUCCGCUACGGAAACCCCUUGAAACUACAUCUCCCAGCAUGCUCUGAAGCUGGUCUGACCUCAUCUCAAAUGGCCCCGUAGGGCAACAAGGAUGGUUAGUUUUGACCGUGCUUAUUUGUGCCGUAAAAUAUCGAUCCUAAUUGGCAGCUGUUUGGGCUUUUAUAUUUGCCUAUCUCGCGUUUUUGAACUGUGGGCACUAAAUGAAGGGGUUCUGACCUGGGAAGGCCCAUGCAUUCCUUCAGUUGGAUGCAGAGUGGGGACAGUGUCUCUGGCGAUCUCGAAAAUAGGAGGGAAUGUUGACCAGGGAGCACCGCUGCGGCCGAUCAGAGGAGCAGGAACCGGAGCUCGGGCUGAGUCCGAGAAAAGCCGGAUCCGGACGGUGGCUCUGGAACGGCUGGAAGUGGAAGAUGGAGGAGUCGGAGGAACCGGCGGACAGUGGGCAGUCGCUGCCCCCGGUUUACAUCUACAGUCCCGAGUAUGUCAGCAUGUGCGACUCCCUGGCCAAAGUCCCCAAACGGGCCAGUAUGGUACAUUCUUUGAUUGAAGCAUAUGCACUGCAUAAGCAAAUGAGGAUAGUUAAGCCCAAAGUGGCCUCCAUGGAGGAAAUGGCCACCUUCCACACCGAUGCCUAUCUGCAGCAUCUCCAGAAAGUCAGCCAAGAAGGAGAUGAUGAUCAUCCGGACUCCAUAGAAUAUGGGCUAGGUUAUGACUGCCCAGCCACAGAAGGGAUAUUUGACUACGCAGCAGCUGUAGGAGGGGCUACAAUCACAGCUGCCCAAUGCCUGAUUGAUGGAAUGUGCAAAGUAGCAAUUAACUGGUCCGGCGGGUGGCAUCAUGCAAAGAAAGAUGAAGCAUCUGGUUUUUGUUAUCUCAAUGAUGCUGUCCUGGGAAUAUUACAAUUGCGACGGAAAUUUGACCGUAUCCUCUAUGUGGAUUUGGAUCUGCACCAUGGAGAUGGUGUAGAAGAUGCCUUCAGUUUCACCUCCAAAGUCAUGACAGUGUCUCUGCACAAAUUCUCCCCGGGAUUUUUUCCAGGAACAGGUGAUGUGUCUGAUGUUGGCCUAGGGAAGGGACGGUACUACAGUGUAAAUGUGCCCAUUCAGGAUGGCAUACAGGAUGAGAAGUAUUACCACAUCUGUGAAAGUGUACUAAAGGAGGUAUACAUAGCCUUUAAUCCCAAAGCAGUCGUCUUACAGCUGGGAGCUGAUACAAUAGCUGGGGAUCCCAUGUGUUCCUUUAACAUGACUCCAGUGGGAAUUGGCAAGUGUCUUAAGUACAUCCUUCAGUGGCAGUUGGCAACACUCAUUUUGGGAGGAGGAGGCUAUAACCUUGCCAACACGGCUCGAUGCUGGACAUACUUGACCGGGGUCAUCCUAGGGAAAACACUAUCCUCUGAGAUCCCAGAUCAUGAGACUGUAAGCUCCUCAAGACCAGGGAUUGUCUACUUUAUCAUUGUCUCCCCAGCACCUCCCACCCUGCAUCCUGCCCCAGCAGAUAACAAUUUUUCACAGCAUAUGGUCCUGAUUAUGUGCUGGAAAUCACGCCAAGCUGCCGGCCAGACCGCAAUGAGCCCCACCGAGUCCAGCAAAUCCUCAACUACAUCAAAGGGAAUCUGAAGCAUGUGGUCUAGUUGACAAAAAGAGAUCAGGUUUCCAGAGCCGAGGAGCAGUGCCUGUAAUGAAGACAGCGUGUUUAUGCGAGCAGUGUGUGGAAUUUGUGACUGCAGGGGAAAUUUGGAAGAAAUUACUUCCUGAAAAUUUCCAAGGGGCACCAAGUGGCAGCUGGCCUCCUGGGGUGAGGCAGGCAGGCACCCCAGAGGCCUCAGCUAGGCCUAGGGGAAGAGGGAGAUUGCCAACAUUUAAAGUGUUUAUUUUUAAAAAACAUACAAAUGCCGUUUUUAAUCUAUGAAAAUUAUUUUUAAGUGAGUUGGGGAGGGGGGAUUUUUAUUUUCUUAAAGGAGGUAGACAGAAGCCGGAGGAAAGCAUGGAGCUUUGGUCACCAGUUUGUGGGGCAGGGGGAUCUGAGAGGCAGGGUUUGGGCCUCACUACCAUCCAGGGACAGCCUUGGGGGAGGGGGCCUGGUCAGCAGACUGGGAGGUGGGGAGAAGUCCACCGGUGUUGUUUUUAGGAUUAUGGAUCUAUUUUGUUUUUUAGUAAAAUCUUUGAAAACCUA
Diceros bicornis minor is the source of this 2191-nucleotide messenger RNA. It is a transcript of the gene HDAC8, whose product is annotated as histone deacetylase 8. Bases 313 to 1635 code for a protein of 440 amino acids. The transcript has 12 exons. The record is from RefSeq and is a predicted model, not a curated record. NCBI's taxonomy places the organism in Eukaryota, Metazoa, Chordata, Mammalia, Perissodactyla, Rhinocerotidae. Gene Ontology annotation, molecular function: histone deacetylase activity.